Molecule: messenger RNA, 2281 nt
Organism: Moneuplotes crassus
Lineage: Eukaryota; Ciliophora; Spirotrichea; Euplotida; Euplotidae
Source: the annotation of a GenBank genome assembly
UGAAGCCUUUAUAAACCCUAUAUUUUAUCAAAAAUUCAACAUUUAUGGGACAUUAGCUAAUUCCUAUAUUGUACGUGACCCAACUACCAAAGCAUGUGUGUACAUAGCAUUUCUAGAGAAGUGUGGAGGCUCAAACUCCUAAAAAAGAAGUAAAGAAUGAAUUUCACCUUCACACUACUAAUAAGGACAUCUUAUGAGCUUCUGCAUGCCCUGCUCUGGCUUUGAGGUUUCUGGAAUAUUUUAUGUAUGAAAUAAUUUAUGGUGACCAGCCGUAAACCUCUUUUUGAACUGCUUAGGGCGGCUUCUGAAUGGGUCAAUUUUUGUUUGUAGAAUAUUCGUAACUGGGUUUUAGCGGUUUUUGAGGGUUUUGAGGCCCUUUGGGUCAGGUUUAAUAUGGGAAAGGAGAUUGAGGUGGUAGAGAGGGAGAUAGGAGGUAAUACAAUGCUCAGGGUAAGAAAUCAAAUAAAUUGUGAAUUUCUUUACUCAGUUGUAAAAGAGUAGAUAUCAUACUUAUGAAAAUACAGAGAAAUUUUAUUUUCACAAAAAGAGUUGGCUUAAACCUCGGAGAAAGGAUCUUAGAGGAAUAAAGCAUCAGGAGAUGCUUGUAGAGGAAGAUUUAGCAGAUAAUCCAAUAAAAUUAUGAAAGGCUUUAAUUCCUAAGGAGAAGAGAUAUUUUUAAUAGUAUUCAUUAAGCCCUAAUAAUCCCAUUUGAAGUCUGAAAAUUUACUCCUGAUGAAUAGAUGCUAAUGAUCAGACUUUUAUUGAAGAUGCAUUGGGGCAGGGUCUGAAAACAUGAGGAAUAUAGGUCAUAGCUCGCAUCUAUAGACUCUCUCUUCAGCUUAGUUCUUGAAAUCAUUUCCUUAAUUUGAUUUGUGCAAGAUUAUAUAAUUGGCUUUUCGGUGACUUGAGUCUUUGACCCAUGAAUUUUACAUAAUUUUCAAAUAAAUUGGGAUGCAAAGGUGGUAGACUAAGCUGUAAAUAUUAUAUAUUAGUUCAUGCUAAACUUUUGAAUUUUAUGUUAUUUAAAGUGACGAUCGUUCAUAAACUUAUUUUUUAUAAAGUUAAAUUAUAAAAUUUAUAAUACUGAAGGAAAUUGGAAGGUUGAAUUUGAAUAGUUUGAUAAGACAAAGAGUUGAAAUUUUUAUCCUCAAUUGUUAAUACUAUCACCUGGACAAUCGGCCUCAGUCUUGCUCUCAAACUUAUUGAUUAAUAGAGUUAUUAUUAUUAAAACAUUGAUCAAUAACUUAAAAGUCUAACAUUAUCAUUUAGUAUACAAAAUGCAAGUUUGUACUCCUUAACUAACGAUUUCUGAUACCCUUCCUUCUCACCUCUCAGAGCUUUGAAUCAGAAUUUUGGAUAAUAGAUAGCCUUUUCAACAUUGUACCUCUCUUAUGCUGUUAUAAUACCAAAAGAAUAAAUUCUUUUCAAGUAAAAAGUUAAAUGAAUAAUAUUUGCCUAAAAAUAUCGGUUUAUCCAACACCUUUUCACCACUUGUUCCUCUCCACCUCCCCUUAAACCUCCACUCCUAAAAAAUUCCCAAAUUCCUAAUUUUCUUCCACCCCUCCUUUAGUCUCCGACCUGACCCAAUUUGUCUCGUAGCUUAUCCUUACUAGUCUUCAUUGCAAUUACUAAAUUCUAAUAUAAAAAAGAGUCUCUUUCAGCUACCCCAAGCAAGUCACUCAGGUCAAACCUCUAGCAUAUUCUCAAACAUGCUGGCCAGCAAGGAUAUCAGUCAGAGAAAGCUUCAUAAGAGCUACAGGAGAAGAGAUAAAGAAAAUUAAUAAUUUCUAAUGGGAUUUUACUGAUUUUAGAAAACUUAUUUUUCGCUUCGUCUCACAUAAAUCAAUCAUCAAACUUUAAUCCAACAACUUUAAAGUCUAAGGACCAAGACACUGGGUAUAAGAAGAAGCUUGCUUGUGGAUAUAUUAAAGAUGGUUCAUCAUAAGAAUUUUAUGAAGGAUUUUAUAUGUCUUGUCCUUAAGAUAAAAACUUUCUACUCCCCUCUCUAAAAGAUUCUAUAAUGUCAAAUGAUCUCAAAUGUAAUUAUUAUACACCCAGAGUUAAGCAGCUCUUAAAGGAAAUUACAUGAUAGAGCCUUAUUUACUUGUUGAGAAAAGACUAUGAUCUACACUUGUUGGAUAUUCAUUAAGAUUUUAAAGUUUAGAAAAUAGCAUCCACUCAGAAAUUAGGAAAUGUAAGUCCCUAUAAAAAUUACUCGUUGUGGCCAAGUUUUAAAGAAUUUAUUGGGACUGGAACUUUUCUCAAAACCUGGAGACAUCUG